CUGUGGAUUUGGACAUCCGCAUUUCUAACCCAAGAUCUCGAAAUGCAUCGUGAUUCCUGUCCAUUGGACUGUAAAGUUUAUGUAGGUAAUCUUGGAAACAAUGGUAACAAGACUGAAUUGGAACGAGCUUUUGGCUAUUAUGGACCACUCCGAAGUGUGUGGGUUGCUAGAAACCCUCCCGGCUUUGCUUUUGUUGAAUUUGAAGAUCCCCGAGAUGCAGCUGAUGCUGUUCGAGAGCUAGAUGGGAGAACACUGUGUGGCUGCCGAGUAAGAGUGGAACUAUCGAAUGGUGAAAAGAGAAGUCGUAAUCGUGGCCCACCUCCUUCUUGGGGUCGUCGCCCUCGAGAUGAUUAUCGGAGGAGGAGUCCUCCACCUCGACGCAGAUCUCCAAGACGGAGAAGCUUCUCCCGCAGCCGGAGCAGGUCCCUUUCUAGAGAUAGGAGAAGAGAGAGAUCACUGUCCCGGGAGAGAAAUCACAAGCCGUCCCAAUCUUUCUCUAGGUCUCGUAGCCGAUCUAGGUCAAAGGAAAGGAAAUAGAAGACAAGUUUGCAAGAGGAGUGGUGUACAGGAAAUAACUUCAUUUGACAGGAGUAUGUACAGAAAAUUCAAGUUUUGUUUGAGACUUCAUAAGCUUGGUGCAUUUUUAAAAUGUUUUAGCUGUUCACAUUUGUUUGUCUGUUGGAACAGUGACACAAAGGUGUAAUUCUCUAUGGUUUGAAAUGGAUCAUAUGGGGCAUGUAAUAUCAAGAAUUGUUACUUUACAAUGUUCCCUUAAGCAAAAUUUAAUUUGCUUUGAAUUUUAGUCUUGCAUAGGCUGAUAAUAAACCUCUUAACUCCUGCCCAGGUAAAGUCAAUGUUUAACAUUAUGGAAAUAAAAACUGGCAAAAAUUGGAAGAUUUUUUUUCAACAUAGCUGGGAUAUGGUAUGCAGCUGUAGUUAAGCAGUUUUUAAACUGCUGUGAACUCAAAAACCAGCUGGAAAAAUUAAAGCUUCACCCUUAAACUAGAUUAGAGGUUUAAAAAUCCCACUCGUCUUCACACUGGACAAAAGGUUGUCCAGUUGGUGUAGAAUCUAAGAAGUUUCAAGGAAGUUAGUUUACCUUUGCUUUAGGUUGUAAGUUCCUUCUGUGAUUGCUGUAUAUGAAUACAUAGCUCUUUGUAACGUUCUUUAUUUGGAAAUCUGAGAUACUCAAGAUAACAAAUGUCCUGCCAGUUUAAGGGUACAUUGUAGAGCUGAACUGAGUUACUGUGCAAGAUUCUUUUUUCAUGCUGUCAUUUGUAAUAUGUUUUGUGAGAAUCCUUGGGAUUAAAGUUUUGGUUACAAAUUGUUAAAAAAAAAAUAAAAAAUAAAAAAAUAAAAAAAAAA
Molecule: messenger RNA, 1365 nt
Organism: Cervus elaphus (red deer)
Lineage: Eukaryota; Metazoa; Chordata; Mammalia; Artiodactyla; Cervidae
Product: serine/arginine-rich splicing factor 3-like
Exons: 1
Coding region: 43-537 (164 amino acids)
Biological process (GO): mRNA splicing, via spliceosome
Cellular component (GO): nuclear speck
Molecular function (GO): RNA binding
Source: RefSeq, a predicted model, not a curated record